GUGUCGGUACCCUCCACGUGUUAGGAUCAACGUGUCAUUCGAAGAUCUCCACACCUGCAAAAAAGUGGGACCCGCAAACCCAUACCCAUGGUGCCGUGGUGGGGCCUCAUUUACAACGCAGCGUUUCGAGGGUUUGUAUCUACCGACGCAAACAGUGGGAGUGAGAGCCAAAGUAGGAAGGAAAGGAGUGUUGCUAAGUUUCUAAUUGCUAUAUUUAGCGGUGAAGAAAGAUACAAAAACGCGACUUCACAGAUGGUGAAAAGAGAGAGCUAGCAGACGACAGAGCACGUCUAUAAACGAGGGUUUAAGAUGGUAUCGCCGGAGCACUCACAGUUUCAUACUUCUCCAAUGGCCAAAUCACUGGUUCGUGGCAAAGCGGCGUCGGUUUUUUCCGAGGGGGUUCUGUUUGUUGGGGGAGCAUUGGUGGCCUUUUUGUUGGUUUGGGGUAUCUGGUCUAUGGCAAGCCCCGCUUCUACCCCUUCCCCCAAUUUUGAGAGGGUGGUUAGUGACCCCUUGAGUACGAGUGUUUCAGAUGAGAUCGAUUCGUCCGAUUGUGCCGUGGAUGGGCAGGGUGUUAACCUGCGCCACGACCCGCCUGACCCCACCUUCUACGACAACCCGAAGACGAGUUAUAAGAUUGGGACGCCGGUCAAGAACUGGGACGAGAAGAGAAGAGAGUGGCUGAAGCUUCAUCCGUCCUUUGCCGCCGGUGCAGGAGAGCGGAUUCUGAUGCUGACGGGCUCACAACCGACACCCUGCAAGAAUCCGAUUGGGGACCAUUUUCUUCUGAGAUUCUUCAAGAACAAGGUCGACUACUGCCGAAUCCACGGCUACGACAUCUUCUACAACAACGUGCUGCUGCAGCCAAAGAUGUUCACUUUUUGGGCGAAAUUACCGGUGGUCCGAGCCGCGAUGAUGGCCCACCCGGAGGCGGAGUGGAUCUGGUGGGUCGACUCCGACGCCGCCUUCACCGACAUGGACUUCAAGCUCCCCUUAGAGAGGUACAGAAACCACAACCUCAUCGUCCACGGCUGGCCCAAUCUCAUCUACGACAAAAAGAGUUGGACGGGCCUCAACGCCGGCGUCUUCCUCAUUCGAAACUGCCAGUGGUCCCUAGACUUCAUGGAGGUCUGGGCCAGCAUGGGUCCCCAAGCCCCAGACUACGACAAAUGGGGCAAAACCCUUACUUCAACUUUCAAAGACAAGAUGUUCCCAGAGUCGGACGAUCAAUCGGGUCUGGUUUACUUGCUUGUGAAGGAGAAGGAUAAAUGGGCAGAAAAGAUUUACUUGGAGAGCCAGUACUACUUCGAAGGGUAUUGGGAAGAAAUAGUGGGAACGCUCGACAACAUCACCAGCAAGUACUUGGAGAUAGAGAAAGGGGUUAACACAUUGAGGAGGAGACACGCCGAGAAGGUGAGCGAGAGCUAUGCUGAGCAGAGGGAGCCGUAUCUGAAGAAGGCUGGCAAUGGAAGAUACAGUUGGAGAAGACCCUUCAUUACACACUUCACCGGAUGCCAGCCCUGCAGCGGCAAGCACAACCAAAUGUACGCCGGAGAGUCUUGUUGGAACAGUAUGCAGAAAGCCUUGAAUUUUGCAGACAAUCAAGUCCUCCGCAAUUUCGGUUUUGUGCACCCUGAUCUACUAGAUUCCUCCACCGUCACUCCUCUGCCCUUUGAUUACCCUGCCUAAAGGCUAAAGGUGCAGUUUGUUUUGGUGCGGUUUUGUAGCCUUGAUAUAAUUCAAAAUGUCAAAGAAUAAAAUAGAAGAAGAUAGUCAAUUGCAGUCCAAAGCAUCACUUCAGCGAAGUGAGUAUAACAGUGGUUUUACGGUUUUAGUUUUUAAAUAAUAUGUAAUGGGUCUGGAUUUUGCUUUAUGUAUAUAUUAGUAUUACUACUA
Messenger RNA from Vitis vinifera (wine grape), 1896 nucleotides. Its product is annotated as galactomannan galactosyltransferase 1. Gene Ontology annotation, cellular component: endosome; trans-Golgi network; membrane. The transcript has a single exon. The coding region runs from base 310 to 1689 and encodes 459 amino acids. The record is from RefSeq and is a predicted model, not a curated record. NCBI's taxonomy places the organism in Eukaryota, Viridiplantae, Streptophyta, Magnoliopsida, Vitales, Vitaceae. Gene Ontology annotation, molecular function: galactosyltransferase activity.